Messenger RNA from Oncorhynchus keta (chum salmon), 2815 nucleotides. Its product is annotated as clathrin coat assembly protein AP180-like. The transcript is spliced from 17 exons. The coding region runs from base 27 to 1361 and encodes 444 amino acids. The record is from RefSeq and is a predicted model, not a curated record. Lineage: Eukaryota; Metazoa; Chordata; Actinopteri; Salmoniformes; Salmonidae.
GCUCUGAAAGGUGAUAUCUAGCUGUGAUGAAAUUGUCAUAUGAACUUUUCCUUUUCUCUUUCAGGUCUCCAACAAAGGGGUCCCCUACCAAUAACGUGUCCCCGACCUCCACCCCCGCCAAAUCUGCAGCCGCCGUGCCCACCCUAGCGCCACCACCUGAAGAAGCCACCGAUUCUCUCUUAGAUCUGGACCCUCUCUCCUCCUCUGGCCCGUCAGUAGGAGCCUCAGCAGCCCCUACGUCCUGGGGAGACCUCCUUGGAUCAGAAAUGGGCGAGUCCAUGCUUCCUGACCCCACCUUAGCUGUAGAACCCGUCCCCUCUCCCGCUGGUGUAACGUCCACCCCUGCAGCUGCGGAGCCAGGAGUCUCUCUGGCUCCUCCCCCUAAUGCGGCCGCGGCCGCUGCCCCCACCCCCGGCGCAACGAAUAUGGAUCUGCUGGGAGAUGCAUUUUCGACCCCUGUUCCCACCCCUGAUGCCUCUGCUGAAGGCGGAGCUCCGGCCUCCACGCCAACCCCAGCCGCUGAAGCUGCUGCCGACCCCUUUGCCCCCUCUGGUGGUAGCUCAGAAGCAGUAGGCCCAGGGCUGGACCUGUUUGCCAUGAUGCCUAUGGAGAACAACUGCUUUAACUCAGGGGCGCCCCCUUCUGCCCCCUCAUCCACCAUCACAGCACCUAUCACCCCCACCACCCCAUCGAUAGACCUCUUGAGUGCUAUGUUUGAUUCCAUGCCAGAUCCAAGCUUCACCAAAGCAGACCUUACCCCCAGUGUUGACAUGUUUGGAGCAGAUGCCUUCUCCUCCCCUGCCCCCCUCUCCUCUGCCCCCCCAAUGGACAAGGGGGUGAUCAUGGACCUGUUUGGGGACUCCACUGGUGGAGAGACCAAGCCUGCUGCCCCUCCAGCUGCCUCUGGUGCUGAGCUGAUGGCAGCGUUUGAUGGUCUAGGGGAUGUGUUGAUGCCUUCUAUGACACCCCAGGCCGGGGCAGCCUCGUCUCCAGUCAAACCUAUGGGAGGAGACCUGGACGCCACCAUGGCUAGCAUGGCUAGCAAUCUGGGAAUGGGGAGCCAAAAACCGGGGGAGAACACGAUGGGAGGCUGGUCAACUCCUCAGGUAGCUCCUCCCAGUUGGGGCGCUCCCAUGAACGUUCCAAUGGGGUCCCCUUCUUUUAUGGGGUCUAACCAAGGAUUCAGCAUGGGCGGAGCGGUCGGGGCUGGAGCUCCCAUGAUGCCCAUGGUUAGGCCAGGCUUUGGAGCCCCUGCAACCCCAGGAGCACCGAUGGGAUCUCCAGGGAUGGCCGGGAGUCCGAGGAGGCCUCCGCCCCCCAAGAAUGCCCUGGAUGACCUCAACAUCAAGGACUUCAUGUAAACCCCUCUAACCCUCCAAGAGGUUGUCGUUGUGUCUGGAGCUCUAUGGAUGUGGAUGUGUGCACUCCCCGCCUUCCUGUCACGCCCAAGUCCCUUCAGUCAAUCAGCCAUCAGCAUUACGACCCCUGCCCUCUGACUUCCCCGUAACCCCGCCCUCCCUCUCUGUCUGAUGUUUUAGCACAAAUCGUGGAUGUGAAUCAUAAAUACAGAGAACAAAAAUGUGUAUGUGUGUGAGUGUACUUCAAUGUUAUCCUUUACUUAAAUUAAGACAAAAAAUGUAACAUAAAAAAUGAUAUUGUAUUUUGAAUCAUUCUGGUACUCCCCGAAAGAGCUUGGAAUGUGUUGUUAAACAUGGAGUGUGUUCGGUGUGUGUAAACCUCACUGGCCAAUCCCUGCCCUAUCCCCUCCCUUGCUGUCCAAUCAAAUUCUGUACUGAGCUGUGUUGCUGAGGUUAUUCAACACUUAGUUUUACUUCUCUCCAUUCAUUGAUCCAUCCAGCCUCUUAUACAGUUCUAUGGGUGUAUAUUGAUGAAAAUUGAAAUAUGUAUCAUCACAAAUCUGGGUUUACGAGAUGACGAAUCAUAUGACAACUUCCAUUUUCCAUUCAAUUCAUAUUUGUUUUUAUUUUGUCCGUUUUUUAAAAUUGUGUGUUAAAUGCAACAUUUGUUGACUAUGUUCAAAUUGACAUAUGCGUUUUUGAAUAUUUUAAAUGAUAGAUUAUACAUAUAUUUCUUUAGUCUUUAUUUUGAGAGAAAAUGUAUCGUAUAUUUUAAUUAUGUCUAUGAAUUGUAAGAUUGAAAAUGUAAGAAGAUUCAAAAAAGAUCCUUUCCCUUGUACAAUAUCUCCCUAUCUGUAUUUGAAGGCAGUAUUGAAUGCAAACUCAGUCCCAGUGUUUACUGUUGCGCUCCCUGUUGGUGUGAAGUGGUACUGCAUUUAAGCAUGUCAAGUGAAGUUGAUCAUCCAAAUACUUUUAAAAAUCAAAAUAUACUUGUCUCCUUUCCUUAACGGCCAAUUAUCUGAAUUGAAUCGAUAGAUGAAAGGCAGUUGGUGGAAAUAAUUCAGUCCGUACACCUAUCAGUGGUCAUGGAGUGAAUGAGACAAGGAAAUGUUUGUAAACAUUAUUGGGACACUUCCACAAGGUCAUUGUGAUGCAGUGAUCAGUACGGUUGUAUCGUCCCCUGUAGCAACACUCCAGGGGUGUUGCGAACUAAUUGGCUGUAAAGUAUUCAUAUAUACACUGGAUGUUCCAUGUGUCGUUUCUCUUCCAAAGUGACUAUCUUAAUGUGUUGAGAAAGAAAAAGAUACAGAACAUGUAUCAUAUACAAUAAUGUGGAUAACAAUGUUUGCUAUAUAUUUGGUUGAAGGCAGUGUUGUUUGGUUCUUGGAUGGCAUCACUCCUCUCCUCUCCCCCACUUGCAUGUGAGUCCCAUUGAGAUCCAAUAAAAUUCAAAUACA